UGGUGCUCAAACAGUUUUAUUUUUUUGAGUUUUUUUUCCCUCUUGUGAUGCUUAAGUGAUCUCUCAGCCUUCUAUAGAAGCACCUCCAAAGUAAAUUCUCAUGCUUCUUAGCCCUUUCUCUUUCUUGGAGACCAGCUAUACACAAAUGGUUGCACUAUUAUAUCCCAGUACAUAUAUAAUUAAAUCUGGCCCUGGAAUGGAAGACAGAGAGACUGAGAGAGCUCCUGAGGGGAAACAGAGGCUGAUUAAUAAGGAUUAUUAGACACUGCUGAUUGAAAGGCUGCAGCUGUGAUUGCCAUAGGAGGGAGAAUGUAGCAAGGUUUCAGUGCUUGCAGUGGUGUCUGCCAUGUCUUUUUCAGAGUAAAUCAAAGACAAGACAUUUUGUCUGUGCUGUCCUGCAUCCCAGAAUCGACUGCUUUACCCCAUCACCCGUCUGUGAUUCUUUACAGGGAUGUUGCAUCUGCCAUUCCUGAUGGAUAUCAGGCAACUGCUAUGUCAGUGGACUGUCUGGGACAGCGCGCAGUACUUUCAGGCCGCCGUUUCCUCUACAUAGUUAACCUGGAUGCACCAAAUGAGGGUCAUCGAAAGAUCUCUCGCCAGAGCAAGUGGGACAUCGGGGCAGUGCAAUGGAAUCCGCACGACAGCUACGCGUACUACUUUGCAGCUUCAAGCAAUCAGCGAGUAGACCUGUAUAAGUGGAAAGAAGGUAAUGGGGAAGUUUGCACAUCGUUGCAAGGGCACACACGUGUGAUCAGUGACUUGGACUGGGCAGUAUUUGAACCAGACCUGCUGGUCACCAGUUCUGUGGACACAUACAUCUACAUUUGGGAUAUCAAAGACACCAGGAAGCCUACAGUCUCACUCUCUGCAGUUGCUGGAGCUUCCCAGGUCAAAUGGAAUAAGAAAAAUGCCAACUGUUUAGCAACCAGCCACGAUGGGGAUGUCCGAAUAUGGGACAAGAGGAAACCCAGCACUGCAGUGGAGUAUUUGGCAGCUCAUCUCUCUAAAAUCCAUGGUCUGGACUGGCAUCCUGACAAUGAGUAUACGCUGGCCACCUCCAGCCAAGACAACUCUGUUAGGUUCUGGGAUUACCGUCAGCCUCGGAAAUACCUCAAUAUCCUUCCCUGCCAGGUUCCAGUCUGGAAGGCGAGAUACACGCCUUUCAGCAACGGGCUAGUGACAGUGAUGGUCCCCCAGCUCCGUCGGGAGAACAGUCUCCUUCUCUGGAACGUCUUUGACUUGAACACACCUGUCCACACGUUUGUGGGGCACGAUGAUGUGGUACUGGAGUUCCAGUGGAGGAAGCAGAAGGAAGGUUCUAAAGACUACCAGCUGGUUACGUGGUCCCGUGAUCAGACUCUGCGGAUGUGGCGGAUUGACUCUCAGCUGCAGAGGCUGUGUGCUAAUGAUAUCCUGGAUGGAGUCGAUGAGCUCAUUGAUGGGAUUUCUCUUCUGCCAGAGCCAGACAAGACUCUUCACUCCCAGGACUCAGAGCCCCAGCAUAACUCUGGACAUGGGGAUGAGGAAGCCUUAAAAGAAGAUUUCCUGAAUGACCUCCUUGUGGGAAAGAAAACAGACCAACUAGGGCUGCCUCAAACGCUGCAGCAGGAAUUUUCACUGAUCAACGUGCAGAUCCGAAAUGUCAACGUAGAGAUGGAUGCGGUGAAUCGUAGCUGCACGGUGUCAGUGCAUUGCGGCAAUCACAGAGUCAGGAUGCUGGUGAUGUUCCCUGUGCAAUAUCCUAAUAAUGCUGCACCAUCCUUCCAAUUCAUCAACCCGACCUCGAUCACUGCUUCAAUGAAGGCAAAGCUGCUGAAGAUACUGAAAGACACUUCUCUGCAAAAAGUGAAGCGGAAUCAGAGCUGCCUGGAACCCUGUCUGCGUCAGCUGGUCUCGUGGCUGGAGUCUGUUGUGAACCAAGAGGACAGCACAUCCAGCAAUCCCUACGCUUUGUCAAACUCCGUAACACCCCCCUUGCCCACGUUCGCCCGGGUCUCCAAUGCCUAUGGCUCCUACCAGGACUCUAACAUCCCAUUUCCACGGACCUCUGGAGCCAGGUUCUGUGGUGCAGGGUACUUGGUGUAUUUCACGAGACCCAUGACCAUGCACCGUGCAGUGUCCCCCACGGAGCCUACACCCAGGUCCCUGUCAGCUUUAUCAGCGUACCAUAGUGGCCUCAUUACUCCGAUGAAGAUCCGUUCAGAGACUCCAGGCAACUUACGUUUGUACAGUGGCAGUCCCACACGUAGUGAGAAGGAGCAGGUGUCCAUUAGCUCCUUCUACUACAAAGAGAGGAAAUCAAGAAGAUGGAAAAGCAAACGAGAAGGGACAGAUGCCAACAACCGACCGAUCAAAGCUGCUGGGAAAGUUAUUAUCCAGGAUAUUUCCUGCUUGUUACCAGUGCAUAAGUUGCUAGGAGAGCUCUACAUACUGAAUGUGAAUAACAUCCAGGAGACUUGCCAGAAGAAUGCUGCCUCAGCCUUGGCAGUUGGACGGAGAGAUCUUGUACAGGUUUGGUCACUAGCCAUGGUAGCCACCGAUCUCUGUCUUGGCCCGAAGUCUGACCCAGAUUUGGAGAUACCCUGGGCACAACAUCCGUUUGGACGUCAAUUACUGGAAUCCUUACUGGCUCAUUACUCGCAGCUACAUGAUGUGCAGACCCUUGCUAUGCUAUGCAGUGUGUUUGAAGCCCAAUCCAGGCUACAAGGAUGCCCAAACUCCUAUGGCCCCUUUCCUCAACGUGCCUCCAACCUGGCCUCCCACAGCCGCUAUCCCAGCUUUACUUCCUCUGGCUCCUGUUCCAGCAUGUCAGAUCCUGGACUUGGCACUGGAGGCUGGAGCAUAGCAAACAAAGACGCGGAGCAGGCCUCCACUCCCUGGUGCGAGUCUUCUCCAGAUGACUUCCGCUACGGAAAUUUAAUGUAUCCCGAUCAUCGAGAGCGUGAGAAGGAUCAACACGAGAAAAACAAAAGGCUCCUGGACCCUGCCAACACUCAGCAGUUUGAUGACUUUAAGAAGUGCUAUGGAGAAAUCCUUUAUCGCUGGGGCCUGCGGGAGAAGCGGGCCGAGGUUCUAAAGUUUGUCUCUUCUCCUCCUGAUCCCCACAAAGGAAUCGAGUUUGGCGUGUACUGCAGCCACUGCCGCAGCGAGGUGCGAGGCACCCAGUGUGCCAUCUGCAAGGGCUUCACGUUCCAGUGUGCCAUCUGCCACGUGGCGGUGCGAGGCUCCUCGAACUUCUGCCUGACAUGCGGACACGGAGGGCACACCAGCCAUAUGAUGGAGUGGUUUCGCACCCAGGAAGUGUGCCCCACGGGCUGUGGGUGCCACUGCCUGCUCGAGAGCACGUUCUGAACAGUCGUGAGAGCGGAGUGCCCGUGAACUAGAUUUGAUAUUUAAUUCCCAAGCCAUGUUGAAUCAGCUCUGCUCCAUAGCGACUGCUACAGGGAGCUGAAGUGGGAUUUUCUGGCAGGGCACUGCAGGGACGUUUACAUGCGCUUCCAGUAUUCCAACACUUCCCAGGUUGCUUUCAGACUGAUUUGACCAAACUCCCUGUGUCCAUUGCUGGCAAUGGAUGCCAGACCAGAAAAAUCACUCUCCUGCAGAAGCAUAUACGAAUAUUGGCUAGUCUUUUGGGGGCUGAGGAGGUGUUAAAAAGUUCCUUUGGAAAACACUCAACUGGCAGAGCCAAACUCGCUACGUAGUCUUUCCAGAUGCCUCCUGACAGGGGCAGAGAGUGAGCAAAAUAGAAUCGUCUUUGCACAAUUAAGGUGUAAAUAAUUCACAGGCAACAGAGAGCUACAAAAGCUAAUUACAAACUGUGUUUGAAGAGCAAAUAGUCUGUGGGACUUGCUCGGAGUUACUUUUUGAAGCGACAGGGUCCUUAUUUUGCUGUUUACACUGUUCUGGUUAUCCCAUAAAACAACAACAACAAAAAAAUUUCCACUCCUCUCAAACUA
This is a messenger RNA of Rhea pennata, 3956 nucleotides long. RefSeq names its product WD repeat domain 59 (gene WDR59). Lineage: Eukaryota; Metazoa; Chordata; Aves; Rheiformes; Rheidae. Gene Ontology annotation, molecular function: signaling adaptor activity; protein binding. Gene Ontology annotation, cellular component: Seh1-associated complex; vacuolar membrane. Gene Ontology annotation, biological process: positive regulation of TORC1 signaling; cellular response to amino acid starvation. The record is from RefSeq and is a predicted model, not a curated record. The transcript has 26 exons. The coding region runs from base 493 to 3351 and encodes 952 amino acids.